This is a messenger RNA of Chlorella variabilis, 498 nucleotides long. RefSeq lists its product as hypothetical. The record is from RefSeq and is a predicted model, not a curated record. The transcript is spliced from 6 exons. Bases 1 to 498 code for a protein of 165 amino acids. Lineage: Eukaryota; Viridiplantae; Chlorophyta; Trebouxiophyceae; Chlorellales; Chlorellaceae.
AUGGCCGUGAAAGCGCCAUCCGCGGCCUGGGCCUGGCUGGCCUGGCUGCUGCUGGGGGCGGGCUGGGUCAUCAUGCUGGCUGGCGUGUCGGCCCUGCAGGAUGACUGUGGCUCCAGCAACGUGAACGCUUUCGGCGUGGCCGGCACGGCGGGCUACCUGGCACCCAUCAGCUGCGACGACUUCUAUAAUUAUGCCUGGUGGCACGUCUGGUACACCUUUGCCAUGCUCUUCAUCCUGCCUGUCUUCCUGGCGGCGGGCUGGGUCCACAAGUGGCGCGUGGGCCUGAUCGGGCUGCUCAUCCCGCUGGUGGUGCUGCUGCAGUACACCUGCGACACGUUCCUGGGCCUGUGGGAGACGGGGCCACAGGGCGGCAGCCAGGAGGCGCGGGCCAAGGUCCUCUUCUCCGGCUCCCUCCUCUCAUGCAUCGCCAUCUACUCCCUUAUCAUCCUGUUUGGCGUGUAUGAUGAGCGCUCGCGGCCUCCAGACGUGCGGGUGUGA